This is a messenger RNA of Neocloeon triangulifer, 2206 nucleotides long. RefSeq lists its product as uncharacterized. The coding region runs from base 540 to 1964 and encodes 474 amino acids. The transcript has 7 exons. NCBI's taxonomy places the organism in Eukaryota, Metazoa, Arthropoda, Insecta, Ephemeroptera, Baetidae. The record is from RefSeq and is a predicted model, not a curated record.
GUCAGUUACACGCUCAUCCGUUUUAAUUGCACUAAAGGUGGAUCAGUAUUAAAAAGAAAUAAUGUAGGAAAUUAUUCUGCUCAAAUUUCAAUAUUCACGGUGCAACAGCAAUUUUUGCAAGUUCUCCUCUGUUCAAGAUCAUUUUUAUUCAUCGCAAUUUUGGGAGAGGGAAAAAUUCCACUGCGGCUGCUAGCGGCGGCAUAAUAUGCCUGUCAAGACUUGUCCAGGGAGCGGAAUGGAAAACGUGCGAUUUGGAAUUCUUCCCCAUUCCUGUUUCUCCCAAUAAUGGACUUUGCACGUUCACUCCUGUUUCUUCUUUUGCGCCGGCUGCUUUGACGACUCAUCAUCCCAUCCUUGUCUAGUCGUGCCUCUGCCCUCUGCCUCUUGCAGCGCAACACCAAACCACCACCAGUCAGCACAUGAGUGGGCACAACCGCUACAGGUCCAACCCGCGGCGUCUGUAGUCUGUACUGCCUGUAGUAGAGUUGAGAAGAGAGAUUUGACCAGAAAUUUUUCAAAUUUCAAACGGAGACGCAGUUAUGGAUGGAUGUUGGUUGAAAGCAACGCUUCGGAAGUUGGAAGCACAGAAGAGAAUGGAGGAGGCGGAAAAAAUGAUGCUGGACGAAAAGCUCACUGCUCUAAAAAAUAAUUUCAUGACCGACUGCGUUCUGGUUGCUGCAGGUGGUUCAGAGACCAAUAAGUUAGUGAAUGCUGUCAAACGUGACUUAAUGGUCGCUAGCUUAACUUUCGAGCAGUCCUUCAAUGCAAUGACAACCAAAAGUAGGAUGGUAGUGAGAAAUUUCCAGCCCAACAUUAUUGAGCUGCUCAUUGAAUUCACUCAUAUUGGCAGGUUUCUGAAUCCCAUCACCAAUGUCGACGUUGCCGUCAGCUUGAAUAAAGUGGCUCGAUCCUUCAAAGUGGAGCCUCUGAUCAUGUACACCAACCACCUUAUCAUCAGCUUGCUUGAAGUGGACAACGUCUGGCAGGUCAUGAAUUCCAUCACCAAGAUGCCCUUGGACGCUUCCAUUCAGGACGCCUGCUUGAAGCUCCUGGCCAGCUGCCUGAAACAAUGCAUCAAUCAUCCGACUUUCUUCAGCGCCAACGAAGAGAGUUUGAUUGCCAUGCUACAAGUUGAUCCCUUCUUUGCCGAUGCAGACGAAUUUGUUCUUCUUAAGGCUUGCUUGGACUGGACUUUGAAACAGCCUGUGCACUACAGGAGGUCUUGCUUCAGAAGUCUGUUGCCUUACCUGCGAAUUUUGUCCCUGGACGGAGAAGCUGUGCAAUUGAUCUCCGAGUACAUUACUGAAGAGGAACAGACUGCUUUGUUCAACGCUUUCUCAGAUUCAGACCAAGAAGUGCCCAACGUGGUGUGCAAGGCGAGGGAGGGAAGAUUUUUGACAUCCUCAAAGCACACAAAUCUCACACUCAUUCCCGAGAACGUCCUGAAAAUCCAGCAGCGGAAUUUCACUGUCCGUUCUGGCAUCGAAAUCACCAACCGCCUCACCUUCAUUGCAUCCCAUGAUUUGCAUUUGGCUGGAUUCCAAAUCUUGAACCGAGUGCAAAUGGAGAAGCUGUCCCCUGUGAAGAAGUUGCGGCUGCAAAGGACCAACACCUUUGAGUACGAGGAGGUUCUUAGGGUUAGCAUCUCAAACUCUCAUGUUGGUGAUUAUUGCGAACAAAUCACGGUCAAGUCCACUACCAAUGAGCCACUGGAUGUGGUCUUUUUAAGGCACCUCUUUGUUCCCAAGGAGAGCAUUGUCGUCAUCAAAAUUGAUCUUGUCAAUCCGCAAGGGUGCUAUAAAGGCAUUGAUGCAUCUGCUGUGUUAAAGAGCUUGAAAGACAUUGACAUUCCGUUCAUCAGACUGAAUGAGUUAAGCCUGAAGAACCUGAACGACGACUUUGAGUACGAAGAUCCUUAUUUCUACUUCAUACAAGCAAUCAAGUGCAUCCCUAUCAUGAUUUGAUUGAUGGUUUUGAUGCUAUUUAUCAUCUUCAUCCCAACUACAUUUAUACAUAAUUGCUUCAUCAAAGUAUUAGUUCCUAUACAGCUAAAUUUAAUUUUCUUUUCAGCUUAAAAAAGAAACAAUGUUAUGUAUUCUUCUGUAAAAUGUACAAAAGAAACAUAAUUUUGUCAAUGAAUCUGCUCAAAUGUUUGUAAUUAAUAUUAUUUGCUCAAUAAAAAUGAUCAUCAGCAAUCAGGAAAACA